AUUAUUGUUAGUACAACAGUAGUGGACGUUUUGUGAUAGUUGUAGAUAUACUCCGAAACCAAUCUUAAUUUUUAUUUUCCUCUUAUUUUUAACUUGACGGAACCUAAAAUAGAAAGGUAAUAUGCAUUCUGUUCCUAAAACACUCUUUCCGCGUGGUACGAACUAUAUUGAACUUAGUACACUGUAGAUAUCGAUCAAAUGGCAGAAAAAUAAUAUUACUGCUCUGUUAUUUUUUUUAAUAUUAGCGGGGCGUCGCGCCUUUCAUUUGCAAACCAACCAGCCGCGAAGAUCGCUUAUUGUUUUAAAUCACGCGUAAUUUCGUUCGACAAACAAUAGAGAAAAGUAACAAAAAUCAAUUGUUUUAUAAUGUAAUUGCUCCAAUAUUCCUUGCCUGUGAUAUCAAUAUGAAAUAAAUAAUUGUGUAAUAUUCUAUGUUUUCCCGUAAAACUUAACGUAUUCAACCUAUUGUCGAAACAAACCCAGUCGCUACAGAAGAUGGAAGGAUACAUGUUUUAAAACUUAAGAAGAAAUCAAAGUCAAGAUCUGAGAGUUUAGAACAGCCAUGGAACACCGCGGACUAGGGGAUCGAGGCCCCUCUCCGUAUGAAAUGUCUGAGAUGGGAAGGAAAGAUCAACGCCAUAUGGAUGCUGCUGUAUACACCAAACAGCCGCUGCUAGAAUCAGACGUUAUUAUUGAGGAUGACAACGGACAAGGAAGAACCAAGUCGCCAAUAAAGUUGAAACCAACCAAGAAAAGUGUCCUUGUGACCAGAAACAAGACGGACAUAUUGACUAAAAGACCUGCAAGCGCUACACUUAGUCUCCAUGGUGACAGUGAAGAGGUCAAGGUUACCAGACGAUCUGUCUCCAGACAGGGCUCUAGGAUACAGCAAGGCUCACGGAUGCAAAUUUUGGAAGAGGAGGAAUACACGGAAAAGAACGUUCUAAAAAGUCUAAUACAGAACGACAAAGAUGUUGAAAAGUUGCGAGAAGUGAUAGGCUAUUCAAGAAAGGUUUUAGAUAGUCACAAAGAGAAGAACGAGACGCACGACACCAAACGGAAGACAAGGGCAUUCCAUGCGGCAAUGCAGAUAGUUCAGGUUCACAGGACAGUGCUAUUAACAGGAAAAAUUGGUAGCGGGAAAACUCAUACAGCGCUUAGCAUAAUGCAUAGUCUUAUAGAUACAUAUCCAAAUUUCAAUCCUGUAAUAGCACGUUCCCCAUAUGAUUUGUAUGUUCUUGAAAACAGUUCAAAAGAAGUUGUCGUAUUGCUUGAUGACUGUUUAGGUUUUCGUGGCUCACAGGGAAGUCAUGUUGGCGGAUGGAGGUGGAUAGAGAAGUUAACAAAGACGUUAAUAGAAAGAAAACAGGUAUACUUCAUCUUAACGGCGGAUAACUCUGUGUUUGAACAUGCAAUGGAUGUCGAAAAUGGCCCAGGUAUCCCGUUUAUUAGAGGAAUAUCACGUAUUGAUCUGGAAUCAGAUGCGUUUAGUCUCACAACCAAAGAGCAAGUUAGUCUUCUUUCGAUCAUAUGUAAAAACCAACAAAAAAUACAAAACAUGAAAGACAGCCUUUUCGAUCUAUGUUCAAAGUUCGACAACCAAAAUGUUGGAUUUCCCGUUGUUUGUAGUUUCAUUGGACAUACAGAUACAGAACUUCUGUUCGAUGAUCCGUUCCGCUACCUUUUAGAUAUGAUAGCUGAUACACGAGAGAACAAUAUCGCUUCGUACAUGUUCCUUUUGCUUAUAUUGCUACUUGAAGAUGGUUUUCCUGUUGCUGGUCUGUGUACCACUGAUAAAACAAUAUUCUUGAAAUUACUUCAAAUCCUUAGCCAGGCUAAAUGUUCGUAUGCAGAUGUUGUAGAUUCACUCGAAUCUCUUCUUGAGUUAAACCUCAUUGUGAAAGAUGCAAGUAAAACGUUCUAUACAUUUACUCAUCGUCUCGUGUACAUGGCAGUAUUGCGUGACAUAACCCGUUGUAAAUUCGAUGAAAUUCUAGAUCUUCUUCCUGUCAGGGCAGUUAACUUGAUAAAAUUUAAAGUGCCAAAGUUGGAAGAAACAGAGCAGAAGCGACCGGAUACCAGUGACAUAAAGGUAACAAUAAAUCUGUCACAGUCACACUGCAAUAUCAUUGCAUCAAAAUACAGUGCAGCUCUAGAAUCAAAGAAACCGUUGGUUUUUGAAGAGGUUGCGUCAUCGCUUCUCUGGACAAACGAACAGUUCGUUGAUGUUGUAAAAACUAUGAUAGGCUUCCAGUUCUUCUUCCAGGAAGACGAGUCAAAUAUGCCGCUUUCCGUCCAUCUAAUAAGAUGCGGACAAUACGAUCUUCUGUGUGACGUAUACACAGUUGUGACACAAUCAGUUGCGGGUAUGGCAACUGGCCUACAAAACCAGUUAGCAAAAACUAUCACAGAGGCAAUACGUGACAGAAACAAGUCUUUAUUAACAAGAUACUCAAAAUUGUAUGCUGGAAAUGAAAACAGUAUUGUCCAAGCGGCUAUCGAUACCGGCGACACUGAACUAUUUAAAAUAGUUUUAAAUCCGGCAGGUCCAUUUCGAAACUUCAUGACUGCCAUCGUUCCAUUAGCAUGUGCUUGUGAAAAUACAGAUAUUGUGAAAUAUCUGCUGACUCAACUAGACCAAGAUGUGGCCAGUGCCUUACUCCGUAAGAAAGAUACAGAAGGACGCACAUUACUACAUUUUGCGUCGAAAGGAGGAAGUGUGGAAAUAUUUGAUUUUCUGCUUGACCUAGGUCUUGAUCUGAAGGCACAAACGAAACUUGAAAUGACAGUCCUUGAUAUUGCAGCAAUUCACGGAAGAAUGAAUCUUGUGAAACAUAUAAUAUCAUUAGUUCCAGAUAUGGUUGAAGUAACUGACAAUAACGGUUUCACUGUUGCACACUACGCAGCCAGAGAGGGCCACCUUGACAUCCUUAAGUUUGUAGUGACAAACGGAGCAAGCGCCACUCUAAAAGUACAAGGAGGCAAUACAAUCUUUCAUUUGGCAGCGUUCAAUGGACACGUAUCAGUUUUAGACUACUUGAUGGACAGUUACCAUGGCAUCAUAACUUUGCAAAAUGAUGAUUCAUUUAUGCCUGUCCACCUUGCUGCAAAGUCUGGACAGACGGAUACUAUUGAUUUUUUCCUUCGAAGGGGCACAGAUAAAAAUGAUCGAACAAUCGACGGCCGGUCGUUAUUGCACAUAGCCGCAUUUAACGGCAACUAUCAGCUUGUACAACAUCUUAGUGUCAAGUAUCAAGAAAUGAUCAAGUUUGUUGAUAACGACGGGAAUACUGCGGCACAUGAUGCUGCAGCUAGUGGAAAUAUUCAGACGUUGAAAUAUCUUAUCGAGAAUCAUAUUGAGCCGCAUAUUUGUAGUAGAGAUGGAUGUACAUUGCUUCAUGAAGCUUGUUACUACGGUCGCCCUGAAGUUAUGAAAUAUCUUGCGACUACUUUUCCGAAAAUGUUAACGGCCCGCAGCCUUAAUGGAUACUCUUGCUGCCAUGCAGCCGCUCUUGGUGGAUGCGUCGAAAUUUUAGAUUUCCUGAUUAGAAGUGGAGCAGAUCCAGGGGCUUUAUCUGAGGACGGAAGUACAAUUCUACAUGAGGCAGCAUUCAGCGGCAAGCUCGAUAUGGUAAAAUAUAUAAGUGAUCACUGCGCAGACAUGCUUGAAAUAGGAAACGUUCGUUCCUAUUUGGCAAUACAUUUCGCUGCACAGGAAGGUCACUUAGAAGUGCUCACACAUUUACUGUCCGUUAGUGAUGGUCAAGUUCUUGAGACGUACGAAAAUCAGACUCUCCUUCACAUUGCCGCUUACAAUGGACGAAUGAAUAUAGUGAAAUAUAUUUGCAGCAAACUGACCGACAUUGUAUGCAAGAGAGAUAUAAACGAAGCAAAUGCCAUACACUACGCUGCCAGAGGUGGUUUUAUUGAAAUUCUUGACUACCUCCUGUCAAAGGGAUUGGAUCCAAAUGCAACCACCUCGUCAGGAAGUUCUAUACUUCAUCUUGCUGCAUAUGACGGAAAACUUGAAACAGUGAAACACAUUUGCAAUAAGUAUCCUCAGCUUCUUCAAAAACUGGACGACACUGGGCACAACGUUGGUCAUUAUGGAGCAGGAAGUGGGAACGUAGAACUGCUUAAAUUUGUUAUAGAACAAGGUAUCGAACCUAUGGCAGCUUCUUCAAAUGGCAGUACUUUACUGUUAAAAGCUGCCUUCGGCGGAUCACUUGACAUUGUCAAAUAUAUUUGUACAACUUAUCCAGAUUUGCUUGAUAUGUCAGAUGAAUUUGGAUGUACCGCUCUGCAUUACUCCGCAUGUGGAGGUCACAUUGAAGUGCUGCAAUUUCUCUGCACAAGAGGGCUCGAUCCGAUGACGAAAACAAAAGAUGGACACACGCUUCUUCAUAUUGCCGCUUACCACGGCCAGUUGGAAAUGGUAAUUUUUCUGUGUCAAGAGUAUCCCGAUCUUCGAAAUGUGACCGAUGGUUUGGGACAGACACCAGAUAAUUUUGCUCAACUUGGAGAACAACAUGAAGUGUUGAAAUACUUUAAAAAAGAUAAACGGAAAAGUGGAAUGGCUCAAACAGUAGUGGAAAGACUACCAGCGUGCGGAGAGGGUUGCUGUGAAUCUGUUCACUCCGUGUGGGAAAGAAUGGUAGGAGCAAUAUGUUUCUGUAGGCGUAGCAACCAAUAAAUUCUAUAAAUGUUAUCAAUCAAGCUUUUUAAUGAUAUUUGAUAGUUGUUUGGGUUUUGUUCUAUUUAAAAAACAAAGACAAAUAUCAAACAGGGAAUGCCACUUACCAAAAACGCAGCCUCCCCAAAACGAAACCCACAGCACGCAGACGUGCACACCAGAAACAUACACGCACACACACAAAACCGACACAUCAGGACAAAACGAACAAACAAAGGAACAAAGUCUCACCUACAGCUUAUACCCUUUCCUGACCUAUUUGGUAGUGGAGUUUCAAUGUGCCAUGAGGAAGCACGUGAGCCUGGAUGAACGACCGAUCGUUUUAAAACCUACUUUUUGUUUUGUGUAUGAAAUAAUUAUAAAUUCACAAUGAAUAAACUUGAAACAACUUCAAAAAGGAGCAGACCACGGGAAAUCAGCGACCAGCCAAACCACCGCGGAGGUCCUCAAAUAAAACACAGAGCUAACAGAUAUCACAACGUACCGAUUUAAGAUGAACUACAAUAAUAUAGUUAUGUACCUGCGUAUUAACUAGUUAAAUUUACUGACUGUUUCUUUUACUAGGACCAUGGCUUGAAUAUUAUGGUCAACGAUAAUUGUUAGCUUUAUAUACAUGUGACAAUAAUUGAUUUAUUAUCUAUGCAUUUGUGCAUCACUGACAAGAUGGCGGCACCAUGAGAAGUUGAAUUAAUAAUUACGUCUUUCUCGCAGACAAUUUCUAAAUUUAAGCGUAUUUUGUCGUAAAAUAUAUCCCACCCUGUCACAUGUUUAAUGAACAGAAAUCAAAUAAUUUAUUUGGAUACAUAAAUGGUUUUUAUUCUACCAUGGUGUAUAUUUUAGACCGUUUGUGUCAACAUAAACAAGAAUGAUCCCAUUGUCCAUAUAAUGGCGAUGCUAAUAGUCUUUGAAACAGUUAUUUAUUUUUAGUUUUCAGCAUUUAUGUCGUUGUCGUACAUUUAGUCCAUUUAAUAGUUUUCUUUGACCUUUGACAUUUGUGAAAUUUACUUUUUAAUUCAUUUAGUACAAAAUUGUGACUAAAGAAGGUCAAUUUAUAUUCUCAUUUUACUUUGCUGUCUUAUUUCUUAGUUCAUGAUAUUCAAUUUUAUGUUUUUGACUGAACUAUUUUUAACUUAUACAUGUUAAAGUCUUAUCACUUUUUUCAGUGAACUUUGGAAAUAUUGCGGCUGUACACAACAGCUACGACUUGUAAUUUCACAAGGAAAUUAUAAAUAUAUUUUUCACUAGUGCGAAACCAAACUGGAAAAUAUCAAAUAUAUUUUUCACUGGUGCGAAACUAAAAAUGGAUAAAAUUUAGUUUUACAUCCAAUAUCAAAUACCUUUCACUAGCGGACUCCUGCUGUAAUAUAUUUCCACUCGUGGCUACGUGACUCAUGAAAGUGUUGUAUCUAUUGUAUCCAAUGUUAUGUUAUUACUUGUAUAUAAAUAAUACAAAGGCACCGGAGUCGCACUGGAAGAAUUAAAUGUGUACUUGUGAUUUAUGAGCACAAAUACAAAUAUGGAGAAAACCACAAACUUCUUUAGAAUUGGAUUAGGAUCCUGGACGAUUUUUUAAACCGAUAUUUUUACAUACAUGUUAUCAUCGAUGUAUUACCACCAGGUAUUACAGACAUAUUAUCAUUGAUGUAUAUAUGAAAUUGUUUUUACAUAAACAAAUGCUCUCUAUUUAUUUUAUAACGCUGAUUGGAGUAUGUGAAGUAAGAAUAUAUUAAAUGGUUUUAUAAAACACUGCUGAUCUUUGUUAACGUGCUGGUCAUGUGACGGUUAUUUAAAAUAAAGUAAGCUUAUUCCUUUCUGUUUAUUUACCUUUAGAAGAUUAAGGUAAUUUAAGACUUAAUACAUACUUGUAUAUAUAAAUAAAGUUUAUAUAAAGUA
Messenger RNA from Mercenaria mercenaria, 6586 nucleotides. RefSeq lists its product as uncharacterized. The record is from RefSeq and is a predicted model, not a curated record. The transcript has 7 exons. NCBI's taxonomy places the organism in Eukaryota, Metazoa, Mollusca, Bivalvia, Venerida, Veneridae. Gene Ontology annotation, molecular function: protein binding. The coding region runs from base 563 to 4693 and encodes 1376 amino acids.